Aspergillus calidoustus is the source of this 2352-nucleotide messenger RNA. The record is from the annotation of a GenBank genome assembly. Lineage: Eukaryota; Fungi; Ascomycota; Eurotiomycetes; Eurotiales; Aspergillaceae.
CGCAGUUGGCGGGCGGCGUAUCGUAAUCAUGGUAUCUUGGUUACGUCACGCGACAGACCCUGCAAAAUGAAUUCGCAUGUGAUUGCUUCCAAAAACCCGAGAAGCCAUGCUCUGUCCGCCGCGCCGCCAUCAGCCCUCCUAUCUAGACACUCGGUCGUCAUCUCUUCGCUGUUCUCAGAUUCAAUGCGGGGGAUGUGCAUUGUGCGCUUGUCUGAGUGGAUCUGGCUACCUGUUAUAAUUUCCUUUUCCUGAACUUCCGAGCCGACUCUGUGUCCCAUCUUCUCUUUUUCCUACCAUUUCCAUGUCCUGAGCAAGUGCCCGCUUUGAGCUUCUUCAAUACACAGAGGACCUCUAUACGCAGCGCACUCCAACGGUCGACGUCGACCUUGAGUCUCGGGUCAACAUAACUUGGACAUUUCUUGGAUUAUCUUCCACGGCGCAUCAGAAAGCCGCAUAUUCGGUCACGGGUUCCCUGCUGGUCAAGGCAUGCUAAGGUCGUCGCUGUCUGUGCUGCUUGCGCCUCGCCGGAGCAGAUGCCGUUGAAUCUUAAUCGCAUAUUUGCAACAUCUUUCGCGGAGAACACUUUCUCUUUUUGCUUAAACCACUAUCAUCAUGAUGAGUAUCAAUACCACAAAUGGCACUCAGGGCCAGAAUGGGCGGAAUAAUGGGCCUGCCCCGUUUGGUUAUUCAUUCCCUGAAGAUAUACCAUUCGAGCCUGCUCCAGCAUCGCCACUCGGACCAGCGCUCCUCGACGAUAAUGAAUCAUCUAUGCUCGAUAGCUUUUUCACCACCAUGGGUGCAACUCAGAAUCAGAGCGACUUUUGGUUUACGGGUCAGCAGAAUGAAACGAACACUUUUGGAUUGCCUGGGUUCGACUGGUCAACCGAACUGCCUCCAACCUUCGAAGGCUCAACAACCUCUCUUCCACAGUCAUCAUUUCCUCAAAAACCCUUCGGCCUUCUCCCAGAUCACUCGCAUCAGAACUCGGACAUAGUUGCUGCGGCUUCGAUGCUUUAUCAAAAUGGAGCAAAUGGGCCCGAGAUCAGCACCACCUUUGGUAGCCAACCACUCUCAGCCUUUUCAAAUAUGGACUAUCCUCUACUAAAGACGAGUGGGAAAGACCGAAUGCAAAACGGUCACCCACCCGCCAAGCGGCCCAGCACUUCCCCUCGGACGCAUCUUCCCGUCGGUUUCCAUACUACGAAAAUGUUCUUCGAUGUCCACGAACCGAUAUCCGCAGAGCAACAACUGUCUACAAAAGGCCGGCCGCUUCACUGGGGCUCGGAUUCGAGUUUCAUGGACCAAGGAUAUGUGGCGCCGCCAGAUCAACCCGAUGAGGAACAAAGGACGAAAGAGCUGCUGGGUAACCUAGAGUGUCUGGAACCACAAAGCAGCGCUGCCAAUACCCGGGCGCCCACCCCAGAUCGCAUCGUCAGCCACCACCCUGCUCCAUGGGUAGACACUGGAGCAGUCAAUCAUCUCAAUGGACUACGGAGAGAUUACGUCGAUAGUAUGGAAGACCAGUCCCAUCCAAAGAAGAAGCAAAGGCUUUCGAUCAAGGAAGAGGAUGACGAGAUGUCCGACGACGAGAGCUCGAGACACCGGUCGAAGCGUCCCAAGGGCUCAAGCAGGCGGAUGUCAAAUGACGCGACUCGAAAGUCGAGAGCCUCUCACAGUUCAAAAGCCCCAAGGGAGAAUUUGACUGAAGAGCAGAAGCGAAGCAACCAUAUUUUGUCGGAGCAGAAACGGAGAAAUCUCAUUCGACAGGGCUUUGAAGACCUGUGCACUCUUGUUCCCGGCCUGAAAGGCGGCGGCUUCAGCAAAAGUGCGAUGCUCACUCAAGCCGCUGACUGGCUAGAGGAGAUCUUACGUGGCAACGAGAUCUUGAAAGCACAGCUUGCAGAUUUAAAGGGCAUGAAUGGCUUGGUAAUGCCGCGUUGAAAAUGACGCCUAUGUCGCAAUGAUUUUUUUUAUCACUUCCUCCACGAAAUAUGGUCUCAUUGAUGAUUGAAGCGGUUUAGCGGCCUGGUUGGACGCAGGUUGUGUUGGCGGGGUUACAGGCGUUCUAUGCGGCACUCAUGGUCUGGUUUGGACACUAUACCUGCCACUUUAAUACCCAUUCGACUUCCCUUUGUACUAUUGAUAUAUAGGAUUGCUUUAUCCCAUCGGGUUGGGCCGAACAAUACCACGCUUAUCGUGGGCUACAUAAAUACAACGUAAUGUUUGAUACAUAGUUAGAGAAGCCCGUUGACAUCAUCUCUCAGAGCUUUAUCGGCCCUUUUAGAUCUGCAGAACAUGUGAAAAUCACAGAUAACGGUCGAGCUAAGCAGAUCUGGUCGUGGUGUUGAUUCG